Ostreobium quekettii is the source of this 1950-nucleotide messenger RNA. NCBI's taxonomy places the organism in Eukaryota, Viridiplantae, Chlorophyta, Ulvophyceae, Bryopsidales, Ostreobiaceae. The record is from the annotation of a GenBank genome assembly.
AUGGCAGCCACCGGCGCCUCGUCGACACCCCACCGAUCGGAUCGCCCAGCGCCGUGCCGUGCUCCGCGGCCGAGGCCAUCCCACUGCCAAUCUCCGGCCGCCUCUGGGCGCUGCCGAGCGCUGCCGGGCGUCGAUCGUCGUGCCUGCCGAGAAGAGGGCUUGACGGGGCAUUUUGUCGGGAGGGCCAGCUACUCUGAUCGCUGGCGCGGGAGAAUCGGCGUUCGUCGGCGGCUGGUGGGGAGUGGCGCGGGGAAGGGGUUGGCCAGUCGGGUUGGACGCGGGGGGCCUGGGAGCGGCGGCGGGGAUGAGGCGGAUGCGGAGCCCGCGCCAAAGAAUGGGGACGCGCCGGCGGAGGGGGGCCAGAGGAGAGGAUUGAAAAAGGCGCCGGGGGCUGAUGGGCCCAGGUCCCCGAAGCGGCCGCCGUGGCUGGUGAUGUGCGUCCUGCGCACGGUGGCCUUCUGCGUAGUGGCGGCCGGCCGCCUCUGGCGUGCGCUGCUCAAGAUCACGCGCCUCUCUCGGCUGGAGGCGAUCAUGAUCUUCACCGUUUCGUUGAUCCUGUACGCGUACGCCGUCAGGGAGAGGCCCCCUGAGAUCCUGUACUCGGACUUCGUGUCCCUGAUGGACAAGGGCGCCAUCCAGGCCGUGGCAUUCGAGGAGGACUCUGACCGGAUGCACCUGACCCUGAAACCGGAGGUGGUGGAGCGCCUGGUGGCCGAGCAGCAGGCAGCCACUUCGCAAAGUGAGGCAAAGGGCCAGGUGAAAGGCAAGGCCCAGGUACAGGCAAUGGCAGGGGCCCCUGGCGAGGCUGGCCAAUCCCGGCCUGUCAUGAAGCCGAAAAUCCCCCGUUCAGUCACGGUGAGGAACAUACCUGGCAACACUGUGCUGGCGGGCAGCCUGAGGACUGCUGGGGUGAGGUUCGGCGUGGUGGGGGCGUCCUUUCAGAGGCUGUUCACGAAGGCCAUUGGGUACAUGGCAGUGCUGUGGAUCCCGCUCGUUCCGUUGUUCUGGUUCCUCCGGCGGACCAUGUCGUCUCGUGAGGGGAAGAAGUCCUCCAAGGCGGCCGACGGCCCCAAGGUGAAGUUCGCGGACGUGGCAGGCCUGGACAGUGCUAAGGAGGAGCUGAUGGAGGUGGUGCAGCUGCUGAAGAGCCCAGAGAGGUACACAAAGGUGAAUGCCAAGACGCCAUCGGGGGUGCUCCUCUGUGGCCCCACCGGCACGGGGAAGACCUUGCUGGCCCGGGCGGUGGCCGGGGAGGCUGAGGUGCCCUUCUUCUCGGCUUCGGCCUCGGAAUUCGUGGAGAUGUUUGUGGGCCGGGGCGCCGCAAGAAUACGGGACCUGUUCAAGGACGCCCGAAAGAACUGUCCUUGCAUCGUGUUCGUAGACGAGAUCGACGCUGUGGGGGGCAGGAGGGGUUACAGCUACAACGACGAGCGUGACCAGACUCUCAACCAGUUGCUGGUGGAGUUGGAUGGCUUUGAAGGCAACCCGGGGAUCGUCCUUCUCGCAGCCACGAAUCGGCCAGAUACACUCGAUCCGGCUCUGCUCAGACCCGGGCGGCUCACUCGCAAGGUGCUCGUGCCGCUGCCGGACAUCUCCGGCAGGCAGGCGAUCUUGGGUGUCCAUCUGAGGGAUGUGCCCAUGGGCAGCCAGGCCAAGAAGGAAGCCGCGGCAGAGGCAAUAGCCAGGCUGACCAACAACUUCUCAGGGGCAGACCUAGCAAACACAGUGAACGAGGCUGCCCUGUUGGCCGCCAGGGGUGGUCGAGAUUUUGUGGAGUUCGGGGACCUCGUGAUGGGGGUGCAGCGCACAUCUGGCCCAGUGAACUCAAAGGCCACAGAAAGAGGCCUGGGAAAGGUGUUGCAGAAGGGGAAUGAGUGGUUCCUCAACGCAUGGGCCAAGGCAUUGGCGGAAACACAGCAACAGCAGCCCGGGCCCCAAGCAGGAGGUUAA